Messenger RNA from Fomitopsis serialis, 732 nucleotides. RefSeq names its product NUZM, NADH-ubiquinone oxidoreductase 21.3 kDa subunit. The record is from RefSeq and is a predicted model, not a curated record. The transcript is spliced from 4 exons. The coding region runs from base 86 to 625 and encodes 179 amino acids. Lineage: Eukaryota; Fungi; Basidiomycota; Agaricomycetes; Polyporales; Fomitopsidaceae.
CAAUGCCGCGGCAACGCGAGGCACGUGAUAUCGUACUGGCCUCCAGGUCGUUUGAGGUCGCUUCGAACUGCAGACACUUCAAGCCAUGGCUACCCGCAAGGUCGCGGACUCGACGCUCUAUCAUCUCAGUCCCAAGGGCUUCUGGAAGAAGUUCAGGGAUGCUGUCGUGGUGAAUCCCGAGAUCUCUAGCGGUCUCCCUCUGCCCAGCGUGGUUAGAUAUCCACCUCCUGGUUCGCGACCGGAGAAGUACGCUACCCCUGCUACGAAAGCGUCGGACCCGGCACAGAACCCGUACUGGAAACGAGAUGUCCGCCGAGCCUACCCCCAGCUGUCAGUCGUGACACAGUCUGAGCUCUCCUCUUUGCUCAUUCAACAUUCUCAACCGCAAGCUGUUGCCGCUCCCGCAGAAGGGCAGGAGGGUGAGAAGGCUUCCGUCCCUGCUCAGGCUCCGGAGCCUACAGAGCUAUCUGCAGCCAUUGCUACCAUCACCGCCUCCAACAAGGUCUACACGGAGGCCAAGCUACCUCCGAGUCUCCCGACCGCGGACAAGCGCUGGAGGCCUGAGCGGACGGAGGACGCGCCACACGAUUCGAGUGCAUACUUCCCGAUGCUGCUCUUCAAGUAGACUAUCUGCGUAGUAGAAUGGAAUGCUAUGUUUCUGUAGUGAAUGGUCAACUUAUAUCGAAAGCCAUCCCGAUCGUAGUUAAGCUCCAUACGAACGUUCAACGUUCA